AUGGCUUUUUCGAGUGAUGAAUUGAACUUCCUCGUUUAUCGAUACCUACAAGAAUCUGGCUUUCAACAUUCUGCAUAUUCGUUUGGCCUUGAAUCGCACAUUUCUCAAUCCAACAUCAACGGAGCUUUGGUUCCGCCAGCUGCUUUGAUUAGUAUCGUUCAAAAGGGUCUGCACUACACCGAAGCUGAGAUAUGCGUUGGAGAAGACGGAUCAGAACUGCGUUUGAUUGAGAGUUUGUCUUUGAUUGAUGCAGUCAUGCCGGAUAUUGUAGCCAGUCGACAGAGCCAAAAUCAAGAUAAACAAAGUGGGGUCAAGAAUGAUGUACAAGGUACAAAUGGCGAAGAAGGCACAGCAACAGUGACCUCGGCUAUUUCUAGCACUAAUACAAUGGAACUAGAUAACAGUAUUGAAAUACCUGCCGAAAAAUCUACUAUUCUUAAGGGACAUGAAUCUGAAGUUUUUAUUUGUGCAUGGAAUCCAAUCACUGAUUUGCUUGCGUCUGGAUCAGGAGAUAGUACAGCUCGUAUUUGGGAUAUGGCUGACAGUUUGAGUGAUCCUUCUCAACUUAUAUUGAGACAUUGUAUUCAAAAAGGAGGAACUGAAGUACCCAGUAAUAAAGAUGUUACUUCCCUGGAUUGGAAUUGUGAUGGGACAUUAUUAGCCACUGGUUCAUAUGAUGGUUAUGCUCGAAUUUGGAUGACAGAUGGCAGAUUAUCAAGCACUCUUGGUCAACAUAAGGGUCCAAUAUUUGCUUUAAAAUGGAAUAAAAAAGGAAAUUAUAUACUCAGUGCUGGAGUUGAUAAGACUACUAUUAUUUGGGACGCUGCUUCGGGCCAGUGUAAUCAGCAAUUUGCAUUCCAUACAGCACCAGCACUGGAUGUAGAUUGGCAAUCAAACAGUAGUUUUGCGUCAUGUAGUACUGAUCAAUGUAUACAUGUUUGUCGUCUAGGUGUUGAUCGACCAGUAAAAACAUUCCAAGGGCAUACAAAUGAAGUUAAUGCUAUUAAAUGGGAUCCUCAAGGAAACCUAUUAGCAUCUUGUUCUGAUGACAUGACUUUGAAGAUAUGGUCUAUGAAACAAGAUACUUGUGUACAUGAUUUACAAGCACAUAAUAAAGAAAUAUAUACAAUUAAAUGGAGUCCAACCGGUCCAGGAACAGCCAAUCCUAACAUGAAUCUAAUACUUGCUAGCGCAUCAUUUGAUUCAACUGUCCGUUUGUGGGAUGUUGAGCAGGGUGCAUUCAUACAUACUCUGACCAAGCAUACCGAACCUGUCUACAGUGUAGCUUUCUCACCCGAUGGAAAGUUUUUGGCAUCCGGCAGUUUUGACAAAUGUGUUCAUAUAUGGUCAACACAAAGCGGUCAAUUAGUUCAUAGUUAUAAAGGAACAGGUGGUAUUUUUGAAGUUUGCUGGAAUUCUACAGGUAACAAAGUUGGAGCAAGUGCAUCUGAUGGAAGUGUAUUUGUAUUAGAUCUACGAAAACUCUAAUUCUUCUGACAUAAUUUAUUUUUACUUCGAGUUUUCCAAUUUUUUAUUUUGAUUUAUAUAACUAUUCAAUUAUUGUGAAACCAAUUUUUUAUUGCCCAUUUAUUUUUGUCAAAAUUAUGAUUUAUAUAAACAAAUACAUAUAAUUCAUGACGAUAACAACUGAAACUCAGCAUGAUGUAUUAAGGUAAUUAAAAAACAAAAAUAAAUUAAGCAUAGACUAAUAAAUAACCCUCCCAAAAAUAUGUCAAUGUGGAGUUGGGUAAAUAUUUGUUCACGGUAUCAAAUAUACUUAACUUUAUAUACCUUAAAAUAAUUUUUUAUUCUAUUUUAUCUAUGAUUAGGAAUGACUCUAUGGUAGUAAUUAAUAAAUUAUGUAAAUAUAAUAUUAUUUUUCAUUGUAUUGGAUAUUAUUAUAUUGUAUGCCAAAUGGCAACUUUCAUUAUAAAUCUUUUGUUCACUUG
Molecule: messenger RNA, 1949 nt
Organism: Myzus persicae (green peach aphid)
Lineage: Eukaryota; Metazoa; Arthropoda; Insecta; Hemiptera; Aphididae
Product: F-box-like/WD repeat-containing protein ebi
Exons: 9
Coding region: 1-1488 (495 amino acids)
Biological process (GO): regulation of transcription by RNA polymerase II
Cellular component (GO): histone deacetylase complex
Molecular function (GO): protein binding; transcription corepressor activity
Source: RefSeq, a predicted model, not a curated record